AUGGUGGUUUUCGAUGCUCUGAAAUGGCGAGCUCCUCCAGCGAUGAUACUUUUCAUCCUACUGGUGCAAUGGAACAUGCAAAUUCCUCACCGGCAAGACCGUCAGUUUGUUGAGAUAUUUAGUGGUCGUGGUGAAGUUUCGCGAGCCCUACGUGAUGCUGGUUUUCGAGGAACUUCGUUUGACUGGGAACUGGACAAGCGGGCAUUCGAUCUCACAGGGAAUGCAGCUUUUGCGUCCUUUGUCUGA
Molecule: messenger RNA, 246 nt
Organism: Cladocopium goreaui
Lineage: Eukaryota; Dinophyceae; Suessiales; Symbiodiniaceae
Source: the annotation of a GenBank genome assembly